GAAGACUGGAUUGAGAAUUGCUUGUCAAGCGUCGAGUAUUCCAGCAGACAGAGUUCCAGAUAUGGAAAAGAGAAAGCUUUUGAAUCUUCUUCUUGUUGGAGCUCUUUCUCUCCCUACUGGCUACAUGCUUGUCCCUUACGGUUCCUUCUUUGUUCCUCCUGGUACUGGAGGUGGAGGUGGUGGUACUCCAGCCAAGGAUGCACUUGGAAACGAUGUACUUGCAACGGAAUGGCUUAAGACUCAUGGUCCCGGUGAUCGAACCCUCACCCAAGGAUUAAAGGGAGAUCCGACUUACCUAGUUGUGGAGAACGACAAGACUCUAGCCACAUACGGUAUCAAUGCAGUGUGCACUCAUCUUGGAUGUGUUGUGCCAUGGAACAAAGCUGAGAACAAGUUUCUAUGUCCUUGCCAUGGUUCCCAAUACAACGCCCAAGGCAGAGUCGUUAGAGGUCCAGCGCCGUUGUCGCUAGCGUUGGCUCACGCGGACAUAGAUGAUACUGGGAAGGUUCUUUUUGUUCCAUGGGUGGAAACUGACUUCAGGACCGGUGAUGCUCCAUGGUGGUCUUAAGUUAAGACUCUUCAACAAAUCUUCGACAAGAGAAGAAGAAAGAUUUGGUCUUUUUGUGUAAGACUUGUUCGGAUGUUCUUAUAAUGUUAAAGCUGUCUGUAAUCAUACAUUUCUUGGCAGUACUCUGUGAAUUCUUGCCUCUUAUAUGAAAUAUUAUGUUCAGUCACUUCCCCAA
This is a messenger RNA of Camelina sativa (false flax), 743 nucleotides long. RefSeq names its product cytochrome b6-f complex iron-sulfur subunit, chloroplastic. Gene Ontology annotation, molecular function: 2 iron, 2 sulfur cluster binding. Lineage: Eukaryota; Viridiplantae; Streptophyta; Magnoliopsida; Brassicales; Brassicaceae. Gene Ontology annotation, cellular component: membrane. The record is from RefSeq and is a predicted model, not a curated record.